AUGGGCGUUUUCACUUACGAAUCUGAGGUUGUUAUUGCAAUCUCACCAGCCAAGAUGUUUAAGGCUUGUAUCAUUGAUGGUGACAAGCUCAUUCCCAAGAUUGUUCCUCAGGCUUUUAAGAGCGUUGAGUACAUUGAAGGCAAUGGUGAGCCCGGCAGCAUCAAGAAAGUUACUUUUGGAGAAGGAAGUCAAUUCAAUUACGUGAAGCAGAAGGUAGAAGCACUAGACAAAGAAAAUUUUGCGUAUAGUUAUAGUGUGAUCGAAGGCGACGCUUUGAUGAACACACUUGAGAAAAUCGCUUAUCAGACAAAGUUAGAGGCCUCUGCGGCUGGGGGAUCGAUAUGUAAGACUAUUAGUAAGUAUUAUACCAUAGGUGACUUUGAGCUCAAGGAGGAGGAAAUCAAGGCAGGCAAAGAAAAGGCUUUGGGAAUGUUCAGGGCUGUUGAAGCCUACCUCCUAUCAAAUCCUGAUGCCUACUAA
Messenger RNA from Durio zibethinus, 480 nucleotides. The record is from RefSeq and is a predicted model, not a curated record. NCBI's taxonomy places the organism in Eukaryota, Viridiplantae, Streptophyta, Magnoliopsida, Malvales, Malvaceae.